CCUGUGGUAGUAAAGCUCUCAGGAGGGUGACACAACAUUACACUGCGCACUGGCAACGCUGGAUUUGACGUAUUGUUGUUAUUAAACCACCAUUUGACCUUGACCAGUCCCCGUCGGAGGAGGAAAAUGGUCACAAUGGACGAACUUUGUGAAAUGGAUUGCAGCGUUUUGAAGAGGUUGAUGAAGGACGACAGUGCGAAAUGUCUGCUUUUGGACUGCAGGUCGUUUCUGGCGUUCAGCGCCGGUCACCUCCGCGGUGCUGUAAAUAUUCGCUGUAACACGAUAGUUCGGAGGCGAGCGAAAGGCUCCGUGAGUUUGGACCAGAUUCUGUCCGGUGAUGAUGAAGCGAGAGCCCGUCUGAAAUCAGGGCUGUACUCCGCCGUGAUCUUGUACGAUGAGCGGACCUCCGAUACAAACACUAUGAAAGACGACAGCACAAUCACCCUGGUACAUAACGCUUUGUGUAGGGAUACGUUUAGGACAGAAGUCUAUCUGCUAAAAGGAGGCUACGACAGAUUUUCCACACAGUAUCCCGAUUACUGUUUGAAAACCAAAACACUGGCAGUAUCCAGCCCUCAGUCGAGUGUGGAGAGCAGCUGCAUCUCCUGCAGAACUCCACAGCAUGACCAGGGUGGCCCUGUGGAAAUCCUCCCCUUUUUAUUUCUUGGCAGUGCCCUCCAUGCAUCUAAAAAGGACAUGCUAGAUCAUAUGGGCAUUUCUGCUCUAUUGAAUGUAUCUUCAAAUUGUCCGAACCAUUUUGAAGGGGAUUACCAGUAUAAGUGUAUCCCGGUGGAAGACAACCAUAAGGAGGACAUCAGCUCUUGGUUCAUCGAAGCCAUUGAAUUUAUAGACUCCAUCAAGGAUUCCAAUGGUCGUGUUCUGGUGCACUGUCAGGCUGGCAUCUCACGGUCAGCCACUAUCUGCCUGGCGUACCUGAUGAAGAAGAAGCGUGUGCGCCUGGAAGAGGCCUUCGAGUUUGUUAAACAGCGGCGCAGUAUCAUCUCCCCCAACUUCAGCUUCAUGGGUCAGCUACUGCAGUUCGAGUCUCAGGUGCUGGCCACUUCCUGUUCUGUAGAGGCCACCAGCCCUUCCGCCACUCUCGGGCCCAAGUCUUCCUCCACCCCCACAUCGCCCUUCAUCUUCAGCUUCCCAGUGUCAGUAGUGACGCACAGCCAGUCCAGCAGCCUCACCUACCUACAGAGUCCCAUCACAACCUCACCAAGCUGCUGAUACAGCGCAAGACUGAAAAAACUGCUCACGAACUCAAGAAAGGGUGAAUUUUUCAGACGUUCUUCACUUGGCACAAUCAUGUGGUCGUUCCAGCUGAGCUGCACCUUUUUUUUUUUUUACGGCUUCACUGGUGACCCGUCCUCAUCUAACUCACCCUGCAGUCUUCACCACACAUUAAUAUCAGAAGAAUUCAUCGUAAUAUCCUGUGGGGACUGUUCAUCUCCUUCAUUUCCUGUGGUUCACUUCCAAAGACUUUGCGAUUGGCCGGCAGGGCUGGUGGGAAUGAAGAGCAGGAGGUCCUUCGACCCUGACAAGUUCUUCACAUUGCGUCUGGACUUCCCAUUGAUCACUUCCUCUCACCGGCCUUCCUGAAUUCCUUUAAUAGAGACGAUCGUGGCAUUACCUUCGGCAGGAAGUGUCUUUCAUCGAGUUGGUUUUGCAUUUGUCAGUGCCUUGUACAGAGAAGGUACACAGACACUUUCACAAGACGCUUAUGUCGCCUUUCUUUCAGACUGAUCGCGAACAAGACAUUCAAAGCAUUUCAAUCUGCAAUACAGAUCCGUUCCUGUCACAGAUCAGAGCAAUAACUUGAUUCUCCUUCCUCCCAAUCACCACCAAAGCACUGUAUGGUCUGUUUUUUUGUAUUUUGAAAUGUGUAUAUAUUGUGUGAAAAUGAUUUGAAACGUUUGGUUUUCUUUGGUAGUUUGUACUGAGGAGAUCUUAUGAAUUAUUUCUGCUGUAUGCCUUCCCAACUAUGACUUCCGCACAGAAUGUUCUCAUUAAUAGACUAUUUAACAAAUAGUGUAGGAUAAAUCUGGGUUGUACACUGAACCUUUUUACACUGGAAGUUGGGAAUGGGACGAUUGGGAAGCCACUUUCCAUUUGUUUUGUUUUUAAUAUUCCCCUUUGAAAAGCUCUGUGAGGGAAACAUGCCUUGAAGAGUCCAUAUAGCAGCUGGUUUAUGUGUGGGGACCUACUACUUUUUUAAAAUGAGAUUGUGGGUGCCUUUUAUAGCACUUUUAAGUGAUGUAAAAUUGAUUUGAGGUUUGUUUUGCACCUCGCCGGAAUUGAAGUUGUAACCUGGCAGCGCUUCCCACUCUUUUUUGGCAUGUUAAGUGGUUUGUCUGUCAAACACUGAUGAGAUGAAUGCAAUACUUUUUACUGUACUUGUGAAAUGUUAUUGUCUGAUGACUAAUGGCAAUAUCAUACAGAGGGUUACGAUUUUUUGAACUCUACCCUGUUCUGUUGUAUUAUAUGUACAUUUUAUUUAUCUCACAAUUGUCAUUAAAUACAAACUCUGUUAUUUA
Sinocyclocheilus rhinocerous is the source of this 2537-nucleotide messenger RNA. Its product is annotated as dual specificity protein phosphatase 4-like. NCBI's taxonomy places the organism in Eukaryota, Metazoa, Chordata, Actinopteri, Cypriniformes, Cyprinidae. The record is from RefSeq and is a predicted model, not a curated record. The coding region runs from base 127 to 1230 and encodes 367 amino acids. Gene Ontology annotation, cellular component: cytoplasm; nucleus. Gene Ontology annotation, molecular function: MAP kinase tyrosine/serine/threonine phosphatase activity. The transcript is spliced from 4 exons. Gene Ontology annotation, biological process: negative regulation of MAPK cascade; protein dephosphorylation; endoderm formation.